Molecule: messenger RNA, 11689 nt
Organism: Chara braunii
Lineage: Eukaryota; Viridiplantae; Streptophyta; Charophyceae; Charales; Characeae
Source: the annotation of a GenBank genome assembly
GGGAAGGAGGAAGACGACGGGCUGGAGAGGAGGACGACGAAAUGGGGGGGUGGGUGGGGGGAGGAGGGAGGAGAACAGGAGGAAGUGAGGAGGAUGGAGAGGAGUACGACGAGAGAUAAGAGGAGGAGAAGCGGACGGGCAGGAUGGCGACGGGAGGAAGUGUGGAGGAGGACAAAGACGAGGAGAAGCAGAAGAGGGGGGAGACGAGGAGAAGCAGAAGAGGGGGAAGACAAGGGGGAGGUGGAGGAGGAGGAGCAGCAGCGGAGGAGGACGAGGGGGAGGAGGACGAUGGGCUGGUGACACUCGCCGUCGGGACAACAAUAUGGCGAUGGGCGGGAUGGGUUGCUCCUCCUCGAUGGCCGCAACGACGAUGUUCCUCCUCAACGGCAGCAACAACAGGCAAGAUGGCGACGGGCAGAACGGCAGCACGGCAGUGACCUCGACCCGUUGACAAUGGAAAUCUUCCAACGGUUGCCUUUCACCCGUACGGUACGCCGCCGAAACUGCAUUGCAAUGCCUUGAUGGCGGAGUUAUGGAAGUAUUUGCACACUGCAGUACCAACUCCGUUAACGGAUGACAGAGUAGCAGUUGUUGACCUUCACGAGUAUAUUGCGAAGAUCAACCGCAAGUCCGCCAUGCAACGAUUAGCAAACCUCCGCACCACUUACUACGCUCACUAUGAAAAGCAACGACUAGCGAGGGAAGCUUCUGCCCCUCCCACCCGGACUAAGGUCCCUCCCUCCGAUGGACAGCUUCGUCCUCGCAGGUCAUUACAUAACAAUAACUUCACUGGUGCGUUCCCGCCAGAGAUAGGAUCGUUGAGAGACCUGGAGAUAUUGAAGCUUCAUCGUAACAGUAUUUUUAGUAACAUCCCAGAGGAACUAGGGAAACUUGACAAGCUAGAAACAUUGAUGCUCACUCGCAAUAAACUGAUAGGUGGCCUGCCGGAAUCACUGAGGGGUCUAACAAACAUUCAACAACUUGGGAAGAGUACUAGCCCCUAUACUGCGGCUCAACAAGAGCAGAUGGCCGCCCUAGUGAGAGAGAAUAGGGAAAAGAAAGAGCUCUUGAAGCAGGCGAAGCUAAAGGCGAUCGCAGAGGAGCAGGCGGCGAAAAGGAAGAAGUUGGAGGAGGAGAUGAUGAGGAUUCAGCAGGAGGAGGAAGAAAGAAGAAAGGCUGUUGAAGAAGAAGCAGCAGCAGAAGUAGAAGAAGAAGAGCGCCUUGAGAGAAGACGCAGGGAAGAAAGAGGGGAGAGCAGUAGCACGAAGGAGGAAGAUGCCAAAAUGGAGAAAAAGAUCAGUGAUUGGGUGGCAAAUUUGUCGUUGGGAGAAGAUGAGGAGGCGCAACGAUAUGUGCCACAGGAGGAGAAGGAGGUGUUUGCCAAGGCUUUGGAAAUGAUAGAUGACCCCCUGGAACGUCAAGAGACAGAAGAUGAGAAAAAGUUGGAGUGGAAGCUGCGCAUGAAGAGGGAGAAGAAGAGAAGGAGGGAGGAAGCUGCCCGAUUGGUUGCAGAGGUGGAGAAAAUACGAGGGUGCAGGCAAGAAUUGCAAGCACGAGCAGAGGUCCCUGCCAAGUUAGAUAAGAUUGUCGGGUACCUGAAGGUGCUAAGUGAGGCUUGGAUGGAGGAACGCCAAAGCAACGGGGGUCACGAUGUGGCCCUGCAGGCCAUGCGGGCUGGCUUUAGGGAGUUUGCGCGCGACAUGGUGACCCACGUCGGGGCCGAAGUGAAAGGGUUAAAAGAGGGCGUAAGGAAGUUUUGUGAGGGCGCCAUUGAGGGCGCCAAGGUAGUAGCCACCACUGAGAGUGAGUCUAGACCCCGCAGGGAACCAGUUAAGCUGAAGUUCCCAGAUGCCUAUGGCAGGAAGGCUGACGAAAACUUCGAUAAUUGGGAGGCUAGUGUGAACACCUAUAUACACCUACAGUUGAUUGCAGAGGACGAUCAGUGGAAGAGUGCAAGGGCACUCAAAGCUGUCAUGGACGACCUGGUGGCCGUCGUGGACCAUGGGGUUACUGAGCCCCAACUCGUCCAACUCUUCUAUCAUGCCAUGUCGGAGCCCUUACGAGGGCACUUCUUUGACAAGUCCCAACAACCCACUAUGACGUAUGAUGCGCUGAGUAGAGAAGUGGUGUUGUUCGAGGCAAAGUCAAUGCCAGUUUCCACUUUCUGGCACAAAGACUUAGACAAAGUAAAAAAGGAGCAGUUAGAGGAUCAGGUCUUCGUAGUGUAUGUUAGACCUGUCACUGAGCCUAAGGAAGGGGAUAGUUCCAUGGAUCCAACCAUUGCCAAGCUGCUGGAAGAGUUCAAAGACUUAUCUGAGUCGCCGACAGGAGUAGUGACGCGGUUGAUCCGACACAGGAUAGAGAUAGAGCUUGGCAGUAGAACUCCUAAGGGAGCAGUCUACAUGAUGUCCCCCAGAGAGUUAGAGGAGUUGCGCAAGCAGUUGGAUGAGCUCCUUGAGAAAGGCUGGAUUAGGCCCAGUUCGUCUCCUUUUAGAGCACCAGUUUUAUUUGUCCCCAAGAAGGAAGGAGAGUUGCGCAUGUGUAUACACUACAAGGGUCUGAAUGCUAUCACAGUCAAGGAUGUUGAACCACUGCUCAGAAUAGACAAUCUCUUAGAUCGGGUGCAGGGUUGUAAGUAUUUCUCAAAGAUAAAUUUGAAGUCCGGGUACCAUCAGAUAGAGGUCCAUCCUGAUGACCAGUAUAAGACUGCGUUCCAGACUCGUUAUGGGCAUUAUGAGUUCACAGUGAUGCCCUUUGGACUGACCAAUGUGCCAGCCACGUUUCAGCAUUGUAUGAACGAUCUGUUUAGGCCUUGGUUAGAUAGAUUCGUCGUAGUAUAUCUAGACGAUAUCUUAGUAUUCAGUAGGACCCGCCAGGAGCACCAGGGUCAUUUGAGGCAGGUCUUGGAGAAGCUGAGAGAGGCUAACUUCAAGAUCAAUGCGAAGAAGUGUGAGUGGGCCAAGACACAAGUCUUGUACUUGGGCCACGUGUUAGACGGCGAUGGCAUCAAGCCCGAGGACAGUGCUGCCGCCGAGCUGACCGCCGUCCUGUUAUCGUUGUGUGCAGGUCGCGGGCGCACAGGGAGUCCCGGCUAUGGCGCCAGUUCUAACUUGAGCUCGAGCUGGCGGAACCAUGGAAUUGGGUCCGUCUUCGUAGAGUUGCAGAAGAUCUCGUCCAUCGAACUUCGGAAUAGUCUCGUGUGUGGACGUGGUCAGGCGAACGGCGGCAGCGCAGAUCUGCUGCUCAAGUUGUUGAGUGGCCACUUGCUGUGCCCGUGCGCCGUCCAUGAGCGUUCCAAUGUUGAUCUCCAAUGCGUCGAGGCAAUAGGCGGUGUUGGAGGAGCUGGCAACGGGAGUGGCGACGGGUUGUUGCUCCAGCUGCUUGAGGCGACUGUUGACGUGCUUGACCUCUUUGUCGAGGGAAUGGAUAUCCUCCUGUUGUGCAAUGCAUGUCGCCAGGAGGUCUGUGAGAUCUACGACAUUAAACUCAACAAGACUUCUGGUCGACACCCCGAAGCCAAUGGAUUGGCCGAGGAAAUCAACCAGACUGUCAUUCAAUUACUUCGCGUGUUAAUUGUUCCAGAUCAGAACAUGUGGGACAAGGAGCUACACAAAGCGAAGGGGUUGUACAAGAACUCCAUUCACUCUGCAACUGGUGUGACACCGAAUCAGUUGCAAUAUGGUUGGCAGCUGCGAAAUCUUCUCUCCUAUCUGUUCCCCGAACGGUCACCUGGUCUGACGCCCGGCAUGCUUGGCUACAAUGCUAAGUACGCACGCUUGCUCAAAGCUGCUAUCGCAGCAAUGAACAAGCGUCAGCAUGCCAUGAUCAAACAUGCUAACAAGUCGCGCAAAGAAGGGAACUUCGAAGUAGGAAGUUAUGUCUGGGUCAAAAUGUCUGAGUUUUCUGACGAAGAGGGCGUAUCACGAAAGCUUCUUCCAUUGUACUAUGGCCCUUGGCAGGUUCUAAAGGUGAUUGGGGAUGAUUUUGCAAGCUGCGGUCGUGAUAUGGUGGCUUACUCGAAGAGAACCGCUCUCCAUACCUUCCUGGAUACGCUGCGCAACCGCUUCCAAGACAAGACUAAAACCAUUAGGACCGCUGAAAAGCUUAAUAGCAUCCAUCUUCGAAAAUGGAAGAGUGUGUCAGCCUUGAAGGCCACGAUGGAUGAGUUGUUACAGACCGAAGAUCAUGGACUGACUCCUGAUCAGAUUUUGAACAACUUUGCUAGAGCUCUCCCCGAUCCCAUCAAGAGCAACCUCUAUGCUAAGGUCAAGGAGAAUGGGAUGACCUGCGACCAGUUUAGCAAGAUGGUGGUGGAUCAGGCUGAAGCAAACUGUCAUUGGUACAAAGACUUGGAGAAAGGAAAGCAUUGGAAAGGUAAGACUAUUGCGGGGAGUAUUACGGGCAAGGACAACCUAGUAGUGAUGUUUGAAGGAGGAGGUUGUGAGGCCCUAACUUAUGAUAAAAUUGAAUAUGGAUUGGAUGAGGACAAUGGUGAAGUCCAGGGAGGUGAUUUGGCUGCUGUAGUUCACGGUGGAGGACGAGGAGGAAGAGGCGGCCGAGGUAGAGGAGGUCGUGGUUGGGGUGGAAGAGGACGUGGCUAUCAAGGGGAAUGCAGCAAUGGAGGUUUUGCAGAGGGAGCCACAAGCGGAGUGGUAGAGCGGGAGAUCAAGCACCGGAUUGAGAUAGAACCCGAUGGCAAGAUUCCCAGGGGCGCGGUUUAUAGGAUGUCUCCCAAGGACCUUGAUGAACUGUGCAGGCAGCUAUAUGAGCUAAUUGAGAAGGGUUGGGUAAAGCCGAGUUCAUUACCGUACGGUGCACCAGUUUUGCUCGUGCCAAAGAAAGAGGGUGAAUUGCGAUUGUGCAUUGAUUACCGGGGAUUGAAUGCUAUCACGAUUAAGAAUGUUGAACCGUUGCCUCAGAUUGGUGAUUUGUUAGACAGGGUGCAAGGAUGUAAGUAUUUCUCCAAGAUUGAUCUGAAGUCCCGGUACCACCAGAUUGAGAUCGAAAGGUCGCCACCUGGCACACGUCAGUUUGACAUUCAGUAUGAGAAGGGUUUGCAACAUGUGGCUGAGAACAUCAGGAAGGCCCAACAUCAGAUGAUGGAACAGGCGAACAAGCACCGUCGUCCGUCACAGUUUGCGAUAGGUGAUCUUGUCUGGGUUAAGUCUAAGGAGUUUAUUCCCGAGGAAGGGAUUUCGCAGAAGUUGCUACCUGCAUACAGAGGGCCGUGGCAAGUGCUAUAUGUCAAAGGUGACGCAGAUGGACCGUCAUACACCAUCGAGAUUCCACCCCAUCUGCACACCUAUCCCGUUUUUCACGCCUCUAAGCUCCUUCCCUGUGUGACUAAUGAUGCAUUCCCCUCGCGCAGAUCUAUGAUUCCACCUGAUAUGGAUGGAAGAUAUGAUGUAGAGAAGAUUGUAGCUGAGGAUACCUUCCGUACAGGUCGUAGAGGGAGACCGCAAAGACAAUACAAGAAGCAGCAGAAGAAGAAGAAGAGGAGGACGAGGACGAGGAAGAGCAGGCGGAGGAGGAAGAAACGGCGGUCAAGGCACGUGGGAAGGAACUACUUCACCGGUCCUCUCCCUAAAGGCCUUGAAACUAAAAAACUGAUGGCUGCUCACAACUACUUCAAUGGAACAUUCCCAAUGAAUGCAGAAAGUUCAGGAACCCGAUCAUGUGACGGAAGGAGGAGGAGGAAGAAGAAGGAGGAAGAAGGAGGAGGAAGAAGGGGGAGGAAGAGCAAGGAGGAAGGAGGAAGAAGGGGGGGGAAGAAGAAGGAGGAAGAAGGAGGAAGAAGGCGGAAGGAGGAGGAGGAGGAAGGAGGAGGAAGAAGGAGAAGGAAGGAGGAGGGAGGAGGAGGAGGACGAAGGGGUGGAUGGCGAGAUGGGAUGGUGGGAUGGGUGGCGAGAUGGGAUGGUGGGAUGGGUGGCGAGAUGGGAUGGUGGGAUGGGUGGCGAGAUGGGAUGGUGGGAUGGAUGGCGAGAUGCGAUGGAAGAGAAAGGAGGAGGAAGGAGGAGGAAGAAGGAGGAGGAAGAAGGAGGAAGAAGGAGGAAGAAGAAGGAGGAGGAAGAAGGGAUGGAUGGCGGCACUCGCACGCCAUGAAGUCCAAUCAGACGCGAGUUGUCAAGACGCCAGGCAGAAGUCUCACAUUCCAGUACCCCGGGAAGAGAGGGCAGGGACCCAAAUGCGGCAAGUGUCCCAAGAGACUUCCUGGGAUACCCCAUAGGCGUCCUAUGGACUACAAGAGGAUGUCCCUCGGACAAAAGAGAGUCGAGCAUACGGUGGAAGCAUCUCCCGUGCAGCCUGCCGCUGUUUCCCCCGGCGCUCCACCAUGCGGCCCGGGCAUACAGUCAGUUGUGCCUCCUCCUCCAGGACCUGCGCCGACUUAUUCAGCCGUAGCGCAGUCCUCUGCUUCCCAUUCUCCUCGCCGCCAAAACGGUGGCGCACCACUCGUCCGCUUGACGGACAUUGCCUUGUAUGACGGUACAGGCAUACGCGUGUCUCGGUGGCUACAGUCUGCCACCCGCACGCUCCAGCUCAUGGGUGCCACACCCGACACGUGGGUGGGUCACCUCUCCACGCGCCUGCGUGGCGGUCCUUCCGACGCCUGGGAGGAUUUCUACGCUUACUCCGUUCAUGCGGGUCGGACUCCGACCUUCAUGGACUUCCAUGCGUUCCUCGAGGAUCGCUUCGGAGCCCGAAAUGAUGUGACUGACGCCUUCGAGCGUGUCGUCACUACACGCUGGUCCGGCUCUGGUGGCACUGCCGGCCUGGAUCGCCACAUUCAGGUCUUUCAGGACGCCCGCCUCAUUUGUGACAUGGUGUUCCUCCCCGAGGCGGCCCUUAUCGAUCGUUUCUUGGCCAGCAUUCCACUCGAGUACCGCUCCGAGCUAUGGCGGUACGAGUUCACAUCGGCCCCGCAGGCUUACGAGGCCGCCAGGGACCAUCAGCGGAUGUGGGCGCGUCUUCACCCCGCCUCCUCCUCCCAGCCACAGGGUACUGGUUACACCUCCUCCUCCUCUCACGACACUUCCCAGCGCCGUUCCCCUUUCCGCGGUCGCCCCCGCCGUCCCACGCAGCAGGGCCGCCACUUCUCGUGCCGCUUCAGCGCGCUCGAGUAUGCCACGGUGCAGUGUACACCUGCGCCCUCCUCAGUAGUCGGCUUCCCGACAUCCCCGUCGCGGUUUGCCCCUCUCGCUACUGGAGUUGAGGUCUCGCAGGAUCUGACAGAGUGUAUUCAGCCCUCUGUCGCAGUACCGUCUGCGCCUCCGCAGACCACCGUCUCCCCUCCUUCCCCACCGCGACUACCGACGCGUCGAGCCAUCCGCUCAGCCCGUUGCAGCGAGCAGCUUGCGACUCGCGAGGACGUUGUGUCCUCUCUUCUGGACUUGAGCAUGCUCCAGGCUCGUCAGGAGCGACUCACCCUCUAUGUCGCUGCCAUGCGUUGCCUUCUCACUAUCCUCUUUGACCCUGAUCGCAACCUCCCGAUCAUCCCCGUACGACUGGGGACCUCCACGAGGGUGUACUCAGCGUUGUGGGAUUCCGACUCUCAGGGCGACUUCAUUCACCCACGUGCGGUGAAAGAAGCCCGCUUACCCACGACCGGGUCUCCGACUCCCAUCUUUGUCACCCUAGGGGAUGACAAGACCCAGAGCUUCUUCGAUCAGACGGUCACCGACCUCCCUUUCUUCCUCACUCUCGAGCCGACUGAUCGUCCGCCGGCGUCUCGUCGCCACCGCUCCUCUGCACAUUUCGAUGUGAUGGAGACCGGGUACGACUUCAUUCUCGGCACUCCGUGGUCUCGUCGGUUCCGCAGCACCGAGGCCGAUUGGGCGACCAACACUCUCGUUCUCAAAACGAAGUGUGGACAGACGUAUCGCGUACCUUUCAUAGGUACCACCGCGGCACCACGCCCCCAUCCUCCUCCCCCGAAGCCUUUCGUGCCCACACCACCUCCUAUCACUGUCACCUCGCCUCGGCAGUUCGCCCACUUCAUCCGACAGGACGACGUCACCUUCUUUAUGGUGAACGUGAUGGAUCUCUUACACUAUGAUCCACCCUGUCUCGACGUCGAGCUCAUCCCUCUGGAGCGAGAUCCUCCUUUUAUCUCCAUGGCUCCCAUCUCUACUUCCGUCCCUCCGCCGUCCGUCGAGUCCACACCGCCGUUGCGCGUUGACGCUGAUGCUGAGGAACUUGCACGAUAUACGGCUGACCUGGAGCCCGCAGUUCGUGACCUCAUCCGAGAGUACCACGACGUUUUCCCAUCGUCGUUCUCGUACGCCGACAUCCCACCGAUGCGUGACGUCGAGCACUCCAUUCAGCUUGUGCCUGACUAUCGUGUUCACCACCAAGCACCCUACAGACUCUCGAUCCCUGAGGCCAUCGAACUCAAGCGUCAGCUUGAGGAGCUCCUGAGACUGGGUUUCAUUAAACCCAGCAACUCCACGUGGGGUGCACCCGUCCUCUUUGCUCGCAAAGCGGAUGGAACUCUUCGUCUCUACAACGACUACCGCGGUCUCAACCGCUACACGGUUAAGAACAGCUACCCCAUGCCCCGUUCCGAUGAGCUGUUCGACCGCCUAGCAGGCAACCGCUUCUUUACGAAGAUUGAUCUUCGUAGCGGUUACCAUCAGAUCCGCGUCGCUGCAGCCGACCAGCCGAAGACCGCGUUCCGAUCGCAAUUCGGCCACUACGAGUUCACGAUGAUGCCAUUCGACCUCACCAACGCACCCGCUACCUUUCAGAGGGCGAUGAACGACAUCUUCAGGGACAUACUGGAGCAGUACGUUCUCGUCUACCUCGACAAUAUCCUGGUCUACAGUCGUACCCUUGAGGAGCACCUCAGACACCUCCGCGACGUCCUUGACCGCUUGCGCAGACAUGGCUUCUACGCCAAGCUGAGCAAGUGCCGCUUUGCCCAGCAUAAAGUGGAUUUCUUAGGACACUACGUGUCUGACCAGGGUCUCCACAUGGACGACGCGAAGAUCACUGCUAUUGCGGAGUGGCCCGCUCCCACAUCCGCCAAGCAGUUUCGCAGCUUCCUAGGCCUGACCAGCUACUAUAGUAAUUUCAUUGGGGGAUACGCUAGGUAUUCCUACAUCCUUACCUCCACCUUCCUCCGGAAGAACCCACCCUGGGCUUGGACACCCCUCCACGAGGAGGCCUUCCGCGCCCUCAAGAAGGUGGUGAGAUGCGCACCGGUUCUUCACCUACCUGAUUUUGACCGCCCUUUUAUCCUUACCACCGAUGCGUCAGACUUCGCUGUAGGACCAAUGCUUUCUCAGGUCUUCCCUUCCUCUCCUGAUUCCUCUCAUCCUCGUAUCUCUCGCUUCCCACCACCUACCCCUGCCACUGCUUCCCGACUGACGCCUACUCGUCUAACUACUGACGAGCCUUCUAUUGACUAUUCUCCUACCAUCGCCGAGGACGACACUGUGGAGUAUCGCUCAGGUGAUUGUCCGAUAGCCUUCUACUCCCGUCAGCUCCUGCCCGUUGAGAUAAACUACACCGCUGAUGAACGUGAGGUUCUCGCAGUAGUUUAUGCCGCUCGGCAUUGGCGUCACUACCUGCACGGGGCACCAUUCACGGCCGUCGGUUCUGAUACGGCUUCUGGCCCGGUCAGCUUCCGUGUGAAGCUGCCCGACUAUCUGCGCCAGGCUCGAGUGCACGAUGUCUAUCACGUCUCGUUACAAUGUUCUUAUCGCAGACCGUCUGAGCGUUUCGCUGGACGACCAUACGAGCGCCCUCCACCCAUCAUGGUGGAUGGCAACGAGGAGUUCCUCGUUUCAGACAUCAUUGGCCGUCGAGUCACCGACGACAACCCUCCCCACGUCGAGUAUCUCAUACGUUGGAAGGGUUACCCUGAUGAGGAGGCUACCUGGGAGCCCCUCGAGCACUUGCAGCACGCUCGCAUGUUGGUGCGUGCCUAUGACCGUGCKCGUCGUGCUGGGUUCACUGCUCCUCCUCAGCCCACUGACCCUCCUCCUUCUCCCCCGGCUGAGGAGACCGCUGAAGUCGAGCCUGCCCCAUCUGAGGCAGACCUUCAGCAGCAGCCGGAUGCUUCUGAGCGUCCACAGCGCACUCGUCGCGGCACAUCGGCGGGGGCGCUGCGCCCCGUUCACGCAGACGGACCAGGCGAUGCCAAGCGGCAGCAGCGACGGGAGGGAGGGUGUAGUGCGGCGGCGCGCUGCAAGAUUGGGGGAGGGAGACGACAUUUCGGACUUGCAGAACUAAAGGCAACACCUUGGGCCAGGGUGGUGACUAAUUGCUUGGAAAAUGAAACCGGGCAGAGGAAUCCAGAGGACUGCAACGAGUUCUAUCACAAUGGAUCUAUUGCAGGCUGCAAGCUCUGUGUAGAUUGGCUGUAUUUAGAUCUGGAUACCUGCAAUUGCCUUUUUCCUAUUGAAGUGAAGCUGCGAUCGCUCGAUCCUUUGUCAUCGUCCAACAACCUUGUUCAGGAAGUCGCAUCCGGCCUCAACACUACUGCGGACAAAAUCAUCCACCGAACGUGGUUGUCCGAGAAUCACACAGUGGUGUUCUGGAUUCUUCCUCCAAAGCACGAUCGAUUCAGUCGCCGCAAGGAGGAUGAGCUGAGACGUUUGUUCAGUAACCAGUCAGUCACUCUGAAGACAUUCGGUCCCUAUGAACUGGUGGAGCUACUGAAUCGUCAGGAGUGGGUGGAAACAGCUCCACCCAGCAUUUCGCCUGUGUUUAACAUGAAUACUAAGACCAGCACGAGAAAGGGCGGCCUUCAAACAUUUCAUCUGGUUAUGAUAGUCAUAAGUGGUUCGAUUGUUAUCGGAGUUUUGCUGCUGGUUCUUGGCUUCUUCGUAAUACGGCACUUGAAGAGUUGGCGGAAGAGGCACAAAUCAUUCACCAGGACACGCUGUAGCUCCAUGAGAAACUCAGCGACUGCACGCUACGAGGGUACAAGUGAGGGUGGCGGAUUCCGACCACCUCGUCCAUACCUCCUGGCAGAGCUGGAAAAGCUCACCAGCUCCUGGAGUCCUGAAAUGGAAAUUGGAUCUGGCGCAUUUGGCAAAGUCUACAGUGCUGUGACCGAUACAGGACAGGAGGUUGCAAUCAAGAGGGGACGAAGCUGUAGCAGAAUCAGGAGGGAGCAGUUCCAGAAUGAGGUGGCAGUGCUCUCGAGGGUCCAUCAUGUGAACCUGUUGCGAUUGCUGGGCUAUUGUGAAGAAGGAGACGAGGAGAUUCUGAUCUAUGAGUACAUGAGCAAUGGGUCCCUCAGCGAUCAUCUGCAAGAUCUGAGGUUCGGUGGAAUAACUUCUGGAGUCGGCGCCGGUCUGGAACUGCUUCAGCUCGGUGCGAUAUUCGAACCGGUAAGGGACUGCUUUUAUGACACAGCUGCAGAGCACGUCGGGCCCGGCGCUGCGGGUCGGGGUUGGUACCACCCCACAGACCUUGAUGAAUUUCCAGCCGCAGGGUUCGGGGCCUCGAGCGUGGGCAUGGGCCUGGUGCCAGAGCAUCGUAAUUACACCACGGAAGGAGGUUUUACCAUUGCUGUCCUAGAAAUAGCGAUGAGGAACCGCCAACUGGAACUACGCCAUGCUCUACAAGGUACGCGCGGCGUCCUUCUUCUUCCGCUGGUCAGCUAUGGCGGACUUCUCCUCAACGGCGAUGGCGCGUGGAAUAGCGGGUACCAGCUCUGAUACCAAUGCAAUCAGACUCG